AAAUUUUGCUUGAUAAGGAGGAAAAUAAAAAUUAGGGCUUUCUUCAACCUCUUCCUUAUAGACGCCAGCCACGACUAUCGUUCUGCAAUUCUCUCUCUAUCUCUCGAGGUAUCUUUUGUUCUUUGUGGUAGGAAGCAAAGCAAAGCAAAAAUGGUGAAAGGUCCAGGUCUCUACACCGACAUCGGCAAAAAAGUCAGAGAUCUUCUGUACAAGGACCGCAACAGCGACCACAAAUUGAGUAUCACCACUCACUCUCCAGCUGGUGUUGCCAUCACUUCAACUGGAACUAAGAAAGGUGACCUACUGUUAGGAGACGUCACUUUUCAAUUGAAGCAAAAGAACAUCACUACUGACUUGAGAGUUUGCACUGACAAUACCGUUUUGAUCACUGCUACGGUUGAUGAGGCUGCACCUGGGCUCAAGUCCAUCUUCAGCUUCAGGGCCCCUGACCAAAACUCCGGCAAGAUUGAGCUUCAGUACUUGCAUGACUACGCUGGUAUCAGCACGAGCAUGGGAUUGACUCAGAACCCCACUGUCAACUUCUCUGGUGUUAUUGGAACCAAUGUGUUAGCUGCUGGUACUGAUGUUUCCUUCGACACCAAAUCCGGCAAUUUCACCAAGAUCAAUGCUGGUGUUAACUUCACCAAGGAUGAUUUAAUUGCCUCCCUUACCCUGAAUGACAAAGGAGAUUCUGUCAACGCUUCAUACUAUCAUAUUGUUAACCCGCUGUUCAACACUGCGGUUGGAGCAGAAGUGAGCCACAAGUUCUCUAGCAAGACCAACACCAUAACCGUGGGAACGCAGCAUUCACUUGACCCCUUGACCACGGUGAAGGCACGUGUGAACAGUGCCGGGAUUGCCAAUGCACUCAUUCAGCACCAGUGGACACCCGGGUCCUUCUUCACAAUCUCUGGAGAAGUUGACACCAAGGCUAUUGACAAGAAUGCGAAGGUUGGAUUGGCCCUCUCUCUCAAGCCUUGAAUAUGAGCCAAGCAAAGAAUAGUUUUUUUUUUUUCCGACUUUGGUUCUGUUUUCCUCUGCUUGGUUUGUUGGUUUUAAUGGCUACUGCUAAAAACUUUCCCCCAUUUUCUUGUCGGAUUUGUAGAGAAUAAAACGGCUGAAAAAGGUCGUCUGUCUUGUUGACACGAUGAAACAUUAAAAUCCUUUUGAGUUCUGUUUCUACUUAUAUGCUAUGCACUUUGUUC
Brassica oleracea var. oleracea is the source of this 1205-nucleotide messenger RNA. Its product is annotated as mitochondrial outer membrane protein porin 1. The transcript is spliced from 6 exons. NCBI's taxonomy places the organism in Eukaryota, Viridiplantae, Streptophyta, Magnoliopsida, Brassicales, Brassicaceae. Gene Ontology annotation, molecular function: voltage-gated monoatomic anion channel activity. The record is from RefSeq and is a predicted model, not a curated record. Bases 151 to 981 code for a protein of 276 amino acids. Gene Ontology annotation, biological process: monoatomic anion transmembrane transport. Gene Ontology annotation, cellular component: mitochondrial outer membrane.